AAUGGCAAGAGAGUAUUUCAACUCUUUUUUUUAGAACUUUAUGUUUAAAAAUUUGAUUAAGUAAAUGUGCAAAAGCGAAAAAUCGUUUUAUCGAUUUCGUAGAGGCUUCAAUGGAUCUCUUGAGUUGUUGAAUAGAGCUAAACUAAAGCUUCAAUGGAAAGAAAGAGUCUGUGAUAGUAGCUGAGCACCAAUGAAUUAAGUCUCUGGGGUGCAAAGGUUUAAAUAGACUCGUCCCUUGUGUCAGCGCCAAAUGUCAUUUAAAAAUUCAUUGUCAUGGCCUGACAUCGAACUGAAUUGAUCGAUUUCCUGCUGGGAGUAAUUUUUAAUUUUUUUGGCUGACUGUGAGAAUAAAAAAUACUCAAAAAUGGUGGUUCUAGAAAUUUACUACCGGGCUAUUUAUAGUUCGCGUAGUGCCUUAGAAAUCAUGAAAGACACACCGUACAAUAUCAUUCCAAUUCAUCAAAAACCUGAAUUAAUUGAUCAAUGCUGUAAACUUUUGAAUUCGGAAUGGCACAGAAGCGAUAAAACACGACUUAGAACUUUGAGGACUUCCUGUGAUAAAUUUCCAACAUCUUUGGUUCUUCUCGACAAUGAAAAAGUAAUUGGACACAGCAAAAUUUCUUUGAUACCCAGCAUAGACGAUUGUUGUGUUAUAGAAUCUUUCGUGAUCAGUCGAGAAUACAGAUCGCAAGGCCUGGGUUCAAUUCUGUUGCGUGGGGUCGAACAAUACGUUUCGAAAAAGGGAAUAAGAAGAGUCUAUUUAUCGACAAAAGACCAAGAAGGGUUCUAUCGAAAAAAUGGAUAUUCAGUCUGUGAGCCUCUCAAUUUGCACAGUUUCGCCGAUUAUAUCAAUUCCAGCAUUCCAGUCAACGAAAACGACAACAUGAACGUGAACGUGAUCGAAAACGACAAAAAUGAGAGGAACAAGGAGAGAAUUCAAAAUGUAUUUUCAGGAGCCCCGCCUCCUCCGCCAAUGCCGAAUUUCGUUGAGAAAAAACGAGCAGAAAACAUGAAACACAUCUAUAUGAUGAAAAACUUGUAGUUCUUUCUCCAAUUAUUUAUUUAUAUUAUGUAACCGUAUUUAUUUUUAAAAUGUAUAACUUCAUAUACCUCGCUCGAUAUUUAUGUAAAUAUGCACACCCAUUUUUGAGAUGGUAACAUUUUUACCUAGAAUACGAAUAACAAAGUCUUGUGAUUACAGUGUAAUAUAUAAUAUAUAAAUAUGUUUCGCAAAUAAAGUUUUGAAAAUAUUUA
This is a messenger RNA of Belonocnema kinseyi, 1254 nucleotides long. RefSeq names its product N-alpha-acetyltransferase 80 (gene Naa80). Gene Ontology annotation, molecular function: N-acetyltransferase activity; acetyl-CoA binding. The record is from RefSeq and is a predicted model, not a curated record. NCBI's taxonomy places the organism in Eukaryota, Metazoa, Arthropoda, Insecta, Hymenoptera, Cynipidae. The transcript is spliced from 4 exons. Bases 365 to 1042 code for a protein of 225 amino acids. Gene Ontology annotation, cellular component: cytoplasm. Gene Ontology annotation, biological process: protein acetylation.